AUGGAGAAAAAGUGCUUAAGAAUAAGCAUCAGUGAGAGAAACAUCAAAGACAUGAACAACACUAAGGUUAGAUCAGAUCCAUGGGAUCAUCAUCAUCAUCGUCAUCAUCAUGGGACUAUUGACAGCCAUUACAAUAGUACUAAUAAAGAUGGAGAUUUACUAGCUGGGUUUUCAUGGCCUCCAAGAUCUUACACAUGUAGCUUCUGCAGAAGGGAUUUCAGAUCUGCUCAAGCCCUGGGAGGCCACAUGAACGUUCAUAGAAGAGAUAGAGCAAGGCUGAGGCAAUCACCCCCUAGAGAUAAUAGUAAUGGUCACCACUCUCCUCUUCUAAACCUCAAUCUUGACCCUAACCCUAACCCUAACCCUAACCCUAGUUACAUCUUUCCUUCAAGAAAAUUCCCUUCAUUGAAUCCCACAUUGGUUCCCUUCAUGCCACCAUCUUUCCCUCCAUCACCUUUAGCCUCAUCUUCUUCUGCUCAAAUGGCUAAAGGAAGCUUUAAAGCUGAAAGUUUCCCAGUCAAAUCAUCCCAGCUUGGUCACAGCAAGAAAGAAAUUGUUAGAUUGGAGUUGGAGAUUGGGUUGAAGGAGGACUUGGAUUUGGAGCUUCGACUCGGAUGCAACACUUAG
This is a messenger RNA of Ipomoea nil (Japanese morning glory), 627 nucleotides long. Its product is annotated as transcriptional regulator SUPERMAN-like. The transcript has a single exon. The coding region runs from base 1 to 627 and encodes 208 amino acids. The record is from RefSeq and is a predicted model, not a curated record. NCBI's taxonomy places the organism in Eukaryota, Viridiplantae, Streptophyta, Magnoliopsida, Solanales, Convolvulaceae.